This is a messenger RNA of Osmerus eperlanus (European smelt), 1144 nucleotides long. RefSeq names its product cholesterol 25-hydroxylase-like protein. Gene Ontology annotation, biological process: cholesterol metabolic process; sterol biosynthetic process. The transcript has a single exon. NCBI's taxonomy places the organism in Eukaryota, Metazoa, Chordata, Actinopteri, Osmeriformes, Osmeridae. Gene Ontology annotation, molecular function: steroid hydroxylase activity; iron ion binding; C-4 methylsterol oxidase activity. Gene Ontology annotation, cellular component: endoplasmic reticulum membrane. The record is from RefSeq and is a predicted model, not a curated record. The coding region runs from base 1 to 810 and encodes 269 amino acids.
AUGGAGCCAGCAUCUCACCUUCUGCUGCAGAGCUUUUGGGACAGGAUAAGAGAACAAGACUACCUUCUCCGAUCUCCUUUAUUCCCUGUCCUGUUCUCCUUUACCGUCUACCUGGUCUGCUGCCUGCCUUACCUCUAUCUAGACUUACUGUCCACCAGGGUGGCUCUAGUGCGCUGCUACAAGAUUCAGCCCCACAUCACAGUGACCUGGGCCAUGGCUUGGAGCUGUCUGGCCAAGUCCCUUUACACUCAUGCUGUGUUCAUCUUCCCUCUGGGUGUCCUCCACUGGUACUGGAGGCCCGUGGUCCUCCCUGCCCAAGCACCUGGAGCUUGGGCAGCUGUCUGGGACGUGCUGGCCUGCCUCCUACUUUUCGACCUGCAGUACUUUGUGUGGCAUAUGCUACAUCACAAGGUGCCCUGGCUCUACCGGACCUUCCACAAGGAACACCACCGCUACACGGCAACCUUCGCCCUCACCACCGAGCACUCGGGCGUCUGGGAGACCCUGAGUCUGGGCUUCUUCGCGGGUGUCACCCCUGUCCUGUUGGACUGCCACCCGCUCACCAAGAUGCUUUUCUUCUCUCUCAACAUAUGGAUGUCCGUUGAAGACCACUCUGGCUAUGACCUGCCCUGGUCCCCGCACAGAUUGGUGCCUUUUGGUCUUUACGGUGGAGCUCCUCACCAUGACCUGCACCACUUAAAGUUCAAUGUCAACUAUGCACCGUAUUUCACUCAUUGGGACAGGCUCUUGGGCACGCUGUACACAGAGACAGCUGAUGCAUCCGAUGUGCUGCUAAAGAGAACAAUAUGAAGUCCUGGACAAGACUGCAGAUUCAGUUCAGAGGAAAGUAAGAAAAAGACUGGAUACACUUCUUUGAUUCCUCAAACCUGAAGAUUUAGAGUUUUGAAAAAAUGGAGGAUUGUGGUACAUUGUGGUAUUAUUUUUGUGAAUUUUGUUACCAGUUCAGUGUUUCAUGAAUGUUUCAAUAUUACCCUAUUUUCUUUGGCAACGUUUUGUUGUUUUUAUUGUUGUAUAAUGUUUUUGUGUAUUCUGCUCUAUGUUAUGUACUUAUUGUAUGACAGUGUCUUUGCAAUAAGACUUUUCUGUCAACUCUGGAAAUAAAUGUGCAAUAUUUUAUUUAAUA